Didymosphaeria variabile is the source of this 1011-nucleotide messenger RNA. RefSeq lists its product as uncharacterized. The record is from RefSeq and is a predicted model, not a curated record. The transcript is spliced from 2 exons. Bases 1 to 1011 code for a protein of 336 amino acids. NCBI's taxonomy places the organism in Eukaryota, Fungi, Ascomycota, Dothideomycetes, Pleosporales, Didymosphaeriaceae.
AUGACUUCCGAGCUGCGCAAGUCUACAUCUCUUGGCGCCGAAGUCAUCUUGCCUGAAUACAUGACCCUUCUCAAUCCAAAGUCGCUAUCUGACGCUGAGAAAGAAGUGCUCCGAAAAGCCUUCUUCGACAACGGCAUUCUUGUGAUCCGCAACCAGGCCGGCAUCGAGCCGCAGGUCCUCUACGACAUUGCUGACCUGCUUGACCCCGACCAUCUGCCGUACCACUCCGGCGGCCAGAAACAGGUCACUGAUCUAAAGAACAUUCUGUCACAGAACAAUUGCUCAAGGAUUCCGCGAGCGCCUCAGGUCACUGUCAUAGGAUCGGGGCAUGUGCAAGACUACGAGGGCAUUGAAGAGCUGGACCUAAAGCACCUGGAUCAAUCGAGCUUUCACGAACACCCACUUUCGGAGCAAGAAGUUGCGAGCGGGCUUACCCGGCCGUACAGAUGGCACAUGGACGCCGCCCUGUACGAGAACCUUCCAGGAAUCGUGACAUCACUCCACGCCAUCGAGGUGCCAGAGGUACCAGCACAAAAACUGCAGUUCCCAGAUGGCGAAACCAUGGACGUUGCAGCAGGUGCAACACUUUGUGAGCACACUUCUCCCUCCAAGCUCAGCUACACAACUGACCAUACUAGUCUUCUCCGGCGCGCGAAACUUCGAGGUCCUUUCCCCAGAGGAGCAGGACUUCGCAUUGAACACUACAGUCCACUAUGCGCCGCGCGCCUACGAAAUGAUCCGCAACUGCAAAGCCUCAUCCGACGGCCUAACAAUCGAGAAUAUCGGCCGCGAGACCCCACUUUCAGAUCUACCGCCCUUCAAUCCAGACAAAGUCCAUUCAUUCCCGAUGGUGUGGAAGAACCCUGUAAAUGGGCGCCCACACCUGCAAAUUGCUGGAUGUUGCGUCUACGCCCUCACGACCAUCGACCCUUCCACCGGCAGUCAAACAGUAAUUUCAGAUCUCGCAGAGGUGCGAAGGAUAUGCCAUGGAUUGCAGAAGAAAGUGUAUAG